Messenger RNA from Onychomys torridus (southern grasshopper mouse), 2082 nucleotides. It is a transcript of the gene Vxn, whose product is annotated as vexin. The record is from RefSeq and is a predicted model, not a curated record. Lineage: Eukaryota; Metazoa; Chordata; Mammalia; Rodentia; Cricetidae. Bases 418 to 1035 code for a protein of 205 amino acids. The transcript is spliced from 6 exons. Gene Ontology annotation, biological process: neuron differentiation; neurogenesis.
CCCGGGCAUGACUGAUAGCAAAACUGACGUUUCUCUUGGGUGAAAUCCUCCAGCCAAGCUGGGCGCUAACCGAGUAGGCGAUUUCACUUCGUCACUUCACAAAAGACUUCCAAAUUCACUGCAGCAGACACUGCAAAAUAAAAAUGUUAAGUACAUCCUAGCUGGGGGGAGACGGAAGCCUUCAUGUUCAAUCAAAGGUUUGCAAUAAUAGGAUUCAUUUAAAAAAAAAAAAAAAAAAAGACAGAUGGGAUUAGGAAAUGUUGCGGUGGAGACGGUCGUGAGAGGCACAGGCAGCCUGCCUUUUGUGGACCUGCACAAUGAUCCCAGAACCAGACUGGCUUAGGAAACUCUGCCACUAGGCUCCAGAGAGAGAGGCCACGGGCUCCCGGACACCCUGCAGGGCAGGAGGCUGAGACCAUGCAUCAAAUCUACAGCUGCAGCGACGAGAAUAUUGAAGUUUUCACCACCGUGAUUCCAUCCAAGGUGUCCAGUCCACCCAGGAGAAGAGUCAAAAGCUCUCAACAUCUCUUGACCAAGAACGUGGUGAUCGAGUCGGACCUGUAUGCGCCAAGACCGCUGGAGCUACUGCCUCAACGCUGCUGUGAGCGACCGCAAACCGGUGACCGCAGGUUUGGCCGGCUGCAAACCGCCCGGCCGCCGCCCGGGACGCAUCCCACCAAAACCCCUGUCAGACCUGUGGGGAUUUCUGAACCCAAAGCUUCGAAUCUAUGUGGGAGUCGAGCAUAUGGAAAAUCAUUGAUUUCUCCAGUGGCCCGCCUCUCAGUGAAAGCUCCAGCCGUGGUGGAGGUGACAGCCAAGGGCUCAGAAAAUGGAGCUGUUCUGGGAAGAGGAUCCAGACACCUCAAGAAGAUAGCAGAAGAGUACCCAACCCUUCCACAGGGAGCCGAAGCCUCCCUGCCAUUGACAGGCAGUGCUUCCUGUGGUGUGCCUGGCAUCCUAAGGAAAAUGUGGACCAGGCACAAGAAGAAGUCUGAAUACGUGGGAGCCACAAACAGCGCCUUUGAAGCUGACUAAAGGUGACCUUUCUUGGGCGCCUUGCACUGGCCAAGGGCCACGGGAGAGAAGAGUUGAGGACUGGGACUGAGCCACCCUCCCCUCUGCCGGUUGUUAGUCCAAACACGUCAUCCUCCCUCACACGCUGGCAUAGGGCAUGGAAGGUAAUGGAGCAAUGUCCUGGGAAGGCAGGACAGCCGUUUCCCAGAACUGCUAAAGCCAUUGGUCUAAAGACUUGUCGGGAGAUCAUAAAGGUUAUACCCCUCUCCUUAGGAAAACUAUGCCAAAAGCAAACCUUCCUGGCCCGUUUGAAAGCCCUCCAAGGAAAACAGAAGGCAGUUGCUCUCUCUCCUCCGUGAGUUUUCCCAAAAUGUAUGAUUUCCAGUGUAAAUGUAAAAGCUUGGUUCUGAGGUACUCCUAACACAACGGUUCUUGCUUGCCCCAUUUCAUGUCUUCUUCGCCUUGAUGAGAUACAAAGCGCUUCAUCUUUCCUUUGUCCUAAUAUCUACUUAACAGCAUCAUCUCUCUGCUUUGCUAACCAUGGGCAUGGUGGCAUGAAUUCUCCAACGUACAGUUUUUCUGUAGAAAAGCACUUAAAACUGCAGCGUUAACUUUAGUGUCUUGUAUAUUUUGUGAAGCAGUGCAAUCAACCAGCUUUGUCAACCCUGAGAGUGUUUUCCCAUUUGUUGCCUCUUCCUAUCAUCGGAAAACCCCUGUUAAGAAAACACUGUCGUUCUCAACUUUCAGAUGGGGGGACUGGGGUGCCUGGAUGUUAUGUGACUAGACAGCAGAUUGUAGGACUGUCACAGACUGGGUCUUAGUUUCUCUCUAAUAACUGAUUUAAGGAAGUUUUUAAAUGGAGAGAAGAAUCCAAUAAAGGUGGAACUAAAAGGUGGUUUGAAUGACAUACAUCAUUAUGUAUUAGAUUUGUAAGAUGGGUGAGAGCAAAGGAUGGAAAUCCCAGCUUCCCAAGAGGGUCAGACAGGAGGACCACAUGUUUGAGACAUGCCUGGGCAGCUUAGCAAGACCCUGUCUCAAAAACCACACACACACACACACACACACACA